UGUGAUAAAUUUUACCAUUGUAUAUUUUUCAGAGAAAUAUGAACUGCAACUACGUAGAAUGAUAUAGAAAAAAAUCAGAAUAUCUCUCCGGGACAUUUAACACAAAAGGAUGAAACCACAGACAGAAGUUCUGUCAGAAUCCCCCCGCUCCAGGCUAGAGGAUUUAUGUCCUGAACUCUUGGAGAAAAUCGUCCAGAUGUUGGAUAUGGAGAAUAAGAAGGUUUUGAGACUCGUGAAUACAACUGUUAAGUCCCGAGUCGAGGAUCUGGACUGGAAACGGUUUAAAUACUGGAGAUUUCAACGAGUUUUCACGUCCAGUCUUUUAAUCAAGUUUUCUCAUGAUGUUCACACAAUUCUAGGUUUAGAGGUUCCUCGAACAGAUGGAGAAACCGAAGGCUGGGAUGAAGGAAUUGAUAUCCUUGUUCAAGAUCAUCCGGAGAUUCAACUCAUAAGGAUUGGAAACGAACGAAUUCAGAAUUUGAUCUCUGAUACCAGCCUACAGAUCAUUCUAUUCCUUCCUAAUUUAAUCUCAUUAGAACUCCACAGAACUAAAAUAACAGGAGAAAGAUUGAAAAAUGCGGGAAUCUUUACGCAGAUUGAAACAUUAAAACUUGUCGCGUGUCCUCUGUCUGAUCUAGGUCUUAAGACUAUCCUAGAUAUUUGUGGUAGACAACUGAUAUGUUUAGACGUGAGUAAAACCAAUAUAUCAGGAGAAGCCGAGUUUUCUGAAAAUCGUGUUCUGUUACCAAAACUUGAGCAGUUAAACUGUCAUGGUUGUGUUAAUCUUUCAGAUGUAGGCCUACUUCAGCUCCUUAAACUGUGCCAAAAUUCCAUAAAAACUCUAGACAUAGGACGCACUUCGGUAUCAGGACAAGGUUUAGUGGACCUACAGUCUCUUCCCAGUAUUAAAGAACUAAACUGCCAUUCUUGUUUGAAAUUAUCAGAAUUAGGAUUCGAACAGCUGAUGAAAAUAUGCGGGAAAACUCUGAGUGUUCUGAUCCUGCGCGGAACUAAUAUUUCUGGUGAAAGUUUGAUCAAGGUUGACCGGCUCAGUCUGGUUGAGUUAGACUGCAGCUACUGUACGCAGCUUAGUGACCUAGGUCUACUGGAGAUGCUGAGACUGAGCAGUACAACCCUAGAGAGUCUGGAUAUUGGUGGAACUAAGAUGACCGGAAACCCUUUACCAGACUUCAAGGGUUCUCUAACUUCUCUCCUGAAGUUGGAUUGCUAUCAUUGGUAUUCGCUAACUGAUAUUGGACUCCUGAACCUGUUGGAACUAUGUGGAGAGAGAUUACAGUGCCUGAAUAUAUCAUAUUGUCCAGCUGUUAGUGAUGAAGCGAAACAACAAAUAAAGAAGAAAUACAAGGAUUUGAAAAUCCUUGGCAUUUGAACAAAUCUGGAGUAAAAUAUAUAUUGUUCUCUGGUUG
Messenger RNA from Eurytemora carolleeae, 1427 nucleotides. Its product is annotated as F-box/LRR-repeat protein 13. Lineage: Eukaryota; Metazoa; Arthropoda; Copepoda; Calanoida; Temoridae. The transcript has 7 exons. Gene Ontology annotation, cellular component: SCF ubiquitin ligase complex. The record is from RefSeq and is a predicted model, not a curated record. Gene Ontology annotation, biological process: SCF-dependent proteasomal ubiquitin-dependent protein catabolic process. Bases 110 to 1390 code for a protein of 426 amino acids.